AGCCCUGGAGGAGAAAAGGUCUUAAAUGAAUAUGCCCGCACCAAAGGUCUAUCAGAUGCCCGAAGACGUGACAUGGUGAAAAUCUUAGUAGCAUAUCUGACAAAUGAACAUGGAAGAUGGAAGUGGAUAUUUGGCAUGGAGGAUUAAAACCCUGCAAAAAGAAGCAUCAGAAGGACGGAUGAAGCGUGCCCGGGAACCACAAACAGGUGGGCCAACUGCUGACAGACAUCCCUACAAAGAAGACUCCUUUCUGACUGAACACCAACAGUGUCAGGAAGCAAUAGCCCUAAUGAAGCAUACUGCUGAUGAGUCAGUGGUAAAGGAAAAGAUGAAGUUAACACUGCGCUAUCGCCAGAAACUACUGCACGACCCUAAAGAGUCAACUAAUAUUCUAUCAUUUUUUCCACGAUUCCUGGAUAUACCAGGCUUGAUUGAUCAAGAUUUUGGACUUCUUUUUGGUGAUGCGACCUCUACAAAGUUGUUGGAGAAGUGGUCUACCAACCUAAAACCAAAAGUUAUUGCACAGAGCCGUGGCCUCACACAGACUUGCGAGCUCCAAGAACUCAUCCAAAAUGCUGAAGCCACUGAAGUUGAAGAAGGUUGGGAUAGCAACAUGUCUUCCAUUCUGAUCCUGGUUCACCUUUUGCCACCCUCAAGUCAAGGCCGCAAGAGACCGGGAAAGAUCUCAGCUAGACAUGCAUACUGGUACCAGUAUCCAAGGGCACUUGGAUAG
Clarias gariepinus (North African catfish) is the source of this 733-nucleotide messenger RNA. RefSeq lists its product as uncharacterized. Lineage: Eukaryota; Metazoa; Chordata; Actinopteri; Siluriformes; Clariidae. Bases 104 to 733 code for a protein of 209 amino acids. The record is from RefSeq and is a predicted model, not a curated record. The transcript has 6 exons.